Molecule: messenger RNA, 1899 nt
Organism: Malassezia japonica
Lineage: Eukaryota; Fungi; Basidiomycota; Malasseziomycetes; Malasseziales; Malasseziaceae
Exons: 4
Coding region: 1-1899 (632 amino acids)
Biological process (GO): chromatin remodeling; transcription elongation by RNA polymerase II
Cellular component (GO): RSC-type complex
Molecular function (GO): chromatin binding; protein binding
Source: RefSeq, a predicted model, not a curated record
AUGCACGGCAAGGCCGACGAGGUGCGCAAGAGUGCACGGCGGGGUACAGGCCCGGAUGCGCCGGUGCCGAGUGCGGAGCAGGUCGCACAGCUGGGGCAGCAGGUCCUCGACCAGCUCCUCCACGCAAAAGACGCGGACGGCGACGCGCUCGCGGAGCCGUUUAUGCGCCUGCCGAGCCGGCGGCAGUACCCCGAGUACUAUGUGGUAAUCAAGAAGCCUGUGACGCUCAGCGAGGUGCGCAAUCGUGUGAAGCAGCAGGAAUACGCGUCGCUCGCGGAUUUUCGCGCGGAUCUCGAGCUGAUGUGCAACAAUGCGAAGCGCUUUAAUAUGAAAGACAGCGACAUUUGGCUCAAGGCGCGCGACCUUCAUGGCAUGAUCAAAGAGGCAACGACCGAUGUCUACGACGCGUGGGCCGCCGAGCAGACCGACAAGCCCAAGCGCGCCGAGAAGCGCGCCGCAGCCGACGACAGCGCCGAUGCCAAGCGCCGCAAGCUCGCCGAGUCGGUCGUGCGCUCGGCCGUGCCGAAAGAAGAGCGCGAGACGCCCAAGGUGCAAAAGAUCACGCUGCGUGCGCCAAAGAGCGAGACGCCCAAGAGCAAAGAGGCCGAGGCGAAGCCGGAAGCGAAGCCCGCGCCCAAAACCGCGGCGCCGGGGGCGCCCGCGACGCCCGCGACGCCCGCGACGCAUGCGACGCCAGCACAGUCAUCGCCUGCGCCUGUAUCGACGCCGAUUGCGCGCGUCGUGCCGCCGUACACCUCGCCGGUCGUUCCCCGCCCCAUCACGACGCCGUACAUUACCGAGCCACGCCGGCGUGGCGCGCCGCGCGGCAAGCGCCUCAAGGUCAUGCUGCGCUGGGCCGUGCAGAGCAUUACUUCGCUCCAGGACGACAGCGGCCGCAAACAUGCAGAAAUGUUUAUGGAGCUGCCGUCGCGGCAGGAUUACCCCGACUACUACCAGUUCAUCCAGCACCCGAUCAGCUUUCACGACAUCGACCGCAAGCUCGACCAGAAAGAGUACAUUAAUCCCCACGCGCUGGUCUCGGACCUGUACCGCAUGCUGAGCAAUGCGCAGUUCUACAACGAGGAGCACUCGGAGGUGUGGGAAGACGCCCAGGUCCUGCGCACGCACCUCGAAAAGGUGAUUAUUCCCGCCCUGCUCGCCGAGGGCUUUACGCUCGAUCCGAACGACCACCGCCAGGCGGCGCUGCCGCCGGGCACGCCGGGCGCCGUGCCGCCGCCGGGCAGCGCGGGCUCCCCGGUGAGCGAGAGCCCGCCGCAGAGCUCGCCGGCGAGCCCGGCGCCGGUCCACGCGCGCCCGAUCGUGCGCGUGGCGAACGUCGCGCCCCAGGCGCCACGCCCGGUCGCGACGCCCCCGGCACGGCCCACGCCGGUGAUUGAGGCGCCACGGCCCCCGGCGCCGCCGGCGCCUGCCGCGCCUGCCGCGCCUGCCGUGACGCUGGAGCAGGUCGUGCAGGGCGUCGAGAACCGGACGUGGCCCACGCACCCUGCCGCGCUCACUGCGCCGGCGGCCGCCACGGCCAAGCCGGCGCACGAGCCGCUGCCGUGCUUUGCGGAGGCCGUGAGCCUGCAGCUGUACGCGGAUCCCGACGCGUCCGAGCUGCUCGCCAACGUCCGCAUCGCGCUCGGCGCCGAUGCGGUGCCGCAGGCGAUCCACCUGCCCCGCCGCACCGCAAGCGCCAUGAUCCGCCUGGUGCUUGGCGAGGAGGAGCAGCGCGCGCUCCGAGUCACGCUCAACCAGCGCGAGGUCGGCGGCGCAUGGCUCGACGGGACAGCGACGUACGCCAUGCACGUCGCGCUCGACGGCACAUCGCACGCGCUCGAGGCGCACACGCUCGAAACAAGCCCAGCCGGGCGCGUAUGUAUCUAUAUGAACAAGUAG